Messenger RNA from Ananas comosus (pineapple), 1315 nucleotides. Its product is annotated as cytochrome P450 71A1-like. The record is from RefSeq and is a predicted model, not a curated record. Lineage: Eukaryota; Viridiplantae; Streptophyta; Magnoliopsida; Poales; Bromeliaceae. Bases 553 to 1305 code for a protein of 250 amino acids. The transcript has 3 exons. Gene Ontology annotation, molecular function: oxidoreductase activity, acting on paired donors, with incorporation or reduction of molecular oxygen; iron ion binding; heme binding.
AAUUUCGGGUAUCCAUACCUAUUGGCAUCCCUACUUUCUUCUCCUUCCUCUCCCUCCGUCCGCCAACUCCGGCACCUUGCCGCCUGCUAUCUCAAACUGCACCGCUACCCACGCCCUUAUCUCUGCAAUCCGUGCCUUACUCGAGCCCUCACCGUCGCCAUCGGCAACAGCAAAGAUGCAGGCGAGGUGCGGCGCAUAUGCGUCCUGCACCUGUUCAGCCUCAAGCGCGUGCAGUCCUUCCGCUACGUCAGAGAAGAAGAGGCCGCGCUGCUGGUCGACAAGAUCCGCGCCGCUGCCGUCGCCGCCUCCGGUGCAGUCGACGUCAGCCAGCUCGUCGUCAAUCUCACAAACGACGUCAUCUGCCGGGUGGCGUUCGGUCGCAAGUACUCCGCCGAGGGCGGCGGGGCCGCGAAGAUCCAAACGACGUUAGUGGAGUUCGCGGCGCUGCUGGGGACGGUGGAGAUCGGAGAGUUCGUUCCCUGGUUAGGAUGGAUCGAUCGGCUGAGAGGGUUGGAUCGGAGGGUGAGGAAUAACUCGAGAGAAUUGGAUGCGAUGCUGGAGCGAGUGCUGGAGGAUCACUGCAGUGGGAACGAGGAAGGUGAUGAUCUCGUCGACGUGUUGCUGUCUAUAAACGACAAGGAUGAGAACGUUGGGAUUGCUCUUACUCGGAGUAAUAUAAAAGCUCUUCUAUUGGACAUGUUUGCAGCCGGCACAGACACCACAUUCACAACAAUAGAUUGGGUAAUGGCAGAGCUGAUCAAGAAUCCAAAAGUAAUGGAAAGAGCGCAGGAGGAGAUAAGAGGGGUAGUCGGAACGAGUCCGAAUGUCGAAGAGGAGCUCUUAGAAGGAAUGUACUAUCUCAAGGAUGUGAUCAAGGAGACACUGAGGCUACAUGCUCCAAUACCAUUACUUGUGCCGCGAGAGACGAUUGAAGAUACUCAACUGGAGGGCUUCAACAUUCCUGUCAAGACAAGGGUUAUAAUCAACGCUUGGGCUAUCGGAAGGAACCCUAAGUUGUGGGAGAGAGCGGAUGAGUUUUUGCCCGAGAGGUUUUCAAACAACCCUAUCAAUUUUAGAGGACAGUACUUCGAAUUCAUACCGUUUGGUUCAGGAAGGAGAGGUUGUCCUGCAAUCAAUUUCGGUGUGUCCGUCAUCGAGCUAGUUCUCGCGAAUUUGUUGUACCAUUUCGACUGGGAGUUGCCUCAUGGUAUGAAAAGGGAGUUAUUGGACAUGAGUGAAUCAAGCGGAUUGAUAGCGCAUAGGAAGCAAAAUCUUAUUCUUGUACCAAAACUACGAAAAUUUUAAGUUGUUUUAA